AUGAGGCAUCAUUCAAGAUCCAAGAAGGCUCUGAAUGAUACCGCGGCAUAUGCAAUAGAACAUUCAGCUGUAGAUAUUCCUAACCAAUGUCAAAUUCUGCAUCAAUUGUUAGACAAUGGAGAGGUAAAUCUACUGGAUUUUCCCCGUCUACAAACAGAAUUAGAGCGUAUGCUUGCUGCAAAUACCCAACGAUUGACAUGUAUAUCCCGAUAUUUGCAUGGUGAGCCAAUGCCUGAUCCAGUUUUGCGCAGUCUCGGUCUAAUGGAACCCGAUCCGGAUAAUCAGCCGCAGCAUCCACUUGAGACGGCGAAACUAAAGCAAGCAAAACCAGAGGAAUCAUCUUCCUCGUGUCUUAGAGCUAGCACUAACCCCGACAAUCCCCUUAGUAUAAUAAUCUCGAACAAGAAAGCUCAACCAUUGGAUUUGGAAACAGGGAGUCAAAAUGCUGGACUGAGUGAUAAAGAGAAGACUUCAAAGUCAAUACCUGCUAGCCCAUUACCAUCUCCAUGUGAAAUACCAAAUCGUUUCUGGGCCCUUAUGGAGCCUUACUGUGCGGAUAUAACAGAGUCCAAUAUAUCGUACCUUGAAGGGAUCCUCAAAUCCUAUGUUGAGGAAGCGACAGCAUCUAAAUACUUCCAACUUCCUCAGUCAAAAUUUCCCAAAGACACGGAUCAUAUCUCUUCCAAACGAUUGCGCCGUGACACGUCAACAAAGUCUGAAGUUGGAGUUAGCAAUAAUGCCAAUGCAGAGGUGUCAACGAAUUCCAGUCAGUUUUCGGAAGCUCUUAAAUCGGCUACCGAGAUGGUUACUCUUGCUCGGCGUGUCGACACUCAGUUAAAAGAUAUGAAACCAGCUUCCUCUCCAUCUGUGGAAAGCCUUCUGAGAUCUUUGGAGAAGGAUCUCUAUGACAACAAUGUCACUUCAGUUCUCCGUCGUGCUGUUACGCAUAUGGCUCAUGAGAUUAUUGACAAAACUGAUGGAAAUGCACCCGCUACAACACACGAGUGUGUUAUUGAAAAUGGCAGUGACAGAAUGGUAACUGCUACUAGUGGCGAAUUGAGUGGUGUGUGCAGUCAGCCGCUGAAGAACCUCGCACGCCAACUCCAAGUGAGCUCCUCCUUUCGAGUGGAGAAGAAAAUUGGUCAAGCCAUUGAGGAAUUGGGCCUCUUUCCUACUACGCUCUACCUCAACCACCUCUCCCACAGGCCCGACAAACCUCUUCUCCAUUUUCCGGAGAAAGUUAGUGCUUCGAUACCAUUUUCUUUCUCCGCGGCAGCAUCAAAGCACGAGGCAAGUGAUAGUCCAGUGACGACGGAGAGUAAAAGCUCUUUAUCCAAUGGUCUGGAUCAUCCUGCUCCUCUUAAAAAUCCACCACCACCAACCUCCCCAAAGUCUCCCCCUAGGUCCAGUCGACGCGCUAGAUCCGAAACAGCUGUUGAGCCUCGGCAAAAAGGUCCGUAUUCUGCAGUUCAGUCAAACGGCUGUAGUCCGCCUCAAAGUGAUUUGAAACAUAGUAGUGGUAGUGAGGUAGAGGAUGGGAAUGCAGACGAGGCAGCAAAUGCCGCCUUUUCAACCGAUCUCUCCACAGCCAAUGAAGAGGAAGACACUUGUCCUGCUGAUGCCGAAAUCGAUGGAAGUAAUGCGGACACCACCGAUGAGGUGCCUUCUAUCCCCCCAGCUACUCUUCAGGCUGAUUAUGUGGAGACAUCCGACAUCCCGGAUGAUCGGAAUGAUGAGUCCCUUCGUCCUCAUCUAUUUGAAAAUCAUAAAAUAUCUUCAACUUUACCAAAACCAGAUGAGUCACUAUCGGGGGAGCAAGAUAAGAAGGAAGGAAAUCUUUCUUCAGGAGGAUGCAAUGGUAAUACUGGCAUCUCACUAGGGGAAGGCAGCGAAUGGUUCGUCGGAAGCGUUCCUCAACUCAAUUGCACAGAUGAAGAUGAGGAUUUCUCCAAUUGUAUUCUCAAUCUUACUUCAUCCUCUUCGAAAAAUGCCGCGAGUUGUAGUGUUAUUGAAGCUGCAAGUGGAUCCUCUGAUCAAAUAACCCUAGCUCUCAUGAGGCGUCAGCGGGAACUCCGUCAGCUCUGUGCCUCCAAUCAUAAUAUCCUCCAUAGACUUGUACAGGCAGCUAGAAGAGACUUGCAAAGGCAGGAGAUUCAACGGAGACUCGCUAUUGCAGAUGCUGAUGUUUUGGAAGCAUACGAUAAAUUGGAGAGCUACAAGGCCCAAAAGCGCACAGCCCUGAAGCGUGAUCGAGAUUUCGCCUGGAAGACCCUGAAAGAGCGCCAAAAAAUCCGUGCCGAACUAGAUGCUUUCGACAAGAAGCCCCCAUAG
Molecule: messenger RNA, 2331 nt
Organism: Rodentolepis nana
Lineage: Eukaryota; Metazoa; Platyhelminthes; Cestoda; Cyclophyllidea; Hymenolepididae
Source: the annotation of a GenBank genome assembly